UAUGCCCAGACGCAUGGGAGAAACAGAGACAGUUGGUCCGUACUGGGUUUGGCAACGGUGCCUUAAUAACCAUAGAUGAAGACAAGUAACCCUUAAAUGUCCUUGACAGAGUUGCCACAAUUUAGCAUUAGUUAAACAAAUUGUUAUUUAAAAGUAUUUAAGCGUAAAAACAUAUUGACACAAUUUAAGAAUGGCUCAUUUAAGCAGGAUUUUGGGAGGUUUAAUUGUGGUGAGCGGAAAACCGAGGCUAAUAUUAUGCGAGGGCGUUAAAACUGCCAUUGAGCGAAGCUUGUCUUCAAGGGGCCCAAGAGAGUAUGACGUGGUGGUGGUUGGGGGUGGUAUUGUGGGCGCUGCCUCAGCGCGCGAACUGAAACUGCGCCACCCCAAGCUGAAAAUGGCCAUUCUGGAGAAGGAGCACGAAAUGGCGAUGCAUCAAACGGGGCAUAACAGCGGCGUAAUUCAUGCCGGCAUUUACUACAAACCAGGAUCGCUUAAAGCGAAGCUAUGUGUUGAGGGAAUGCACCUGAUGUAUCAAUACUGCGACGAAAAGAAAAUUCCCUACAAAAAGGUGGGCAAGCUUAUUGUGGCCAGCGAUGAGGUGGAAGUGGGUCGUCUGGCCGAGCUGCACAAUAGAGCCAUUCAGAAUAAGGUGCCCGACAUCAAAAUGCUCAAGGGCGUAGAGGAAAUUCAGAAUAUUGAACCGUAUUGCGUGGGCCUGGAGGCGCUCUGGUCGCCCCAUACUGGCAUCAUCGACUACGGCCUGGUCACCAAACAAUACGGGGUUGAUUUCAAGGAAAAAGGCGGAGAAAUCUAUCUGAACUUCGAGGUGAACGGAUUCGGACAGUCGAGCGAUAAAAACUACCCAGUUCUAAUCAGGGCUAAGGAUGGGCAAAGCGUAAAGAGUAAAUACGUGCUCACUUGCGGUGGAUUGCAAUCGGAUAAACUAGCAGAACUGUCAGGCUGCCCAAGAGCGCCGAGAAUUAUUCCCUUCCGUGGCGAAUACCUGCUUUUGAACUCGAAGAAGGCCAGCAUGAUCAAGGGCAACAUCUACCCAGUGCCCGAUCCCAGGUUUCCGUUCUUGGGCGUGCAUUUCACCCCAAGAAUGGACGGGAGCGUCUGGUUGGGGCCCAACGCCGUGCUGGCCUUCAAACGAGAAGGCUACAGAUGGAGCGACAUCAGCCUCUCGGACUUAGUCGACGCGCUGCUUUAUCCAGGCUUCCUCAAGCUGGCCGUAAAGUUCAUGCUGGCCGGCUCUCAGGAAGUGAUUAAAUCCGCCAUUCCAGCCCUGCAGGUCCGCAGCUUGCAAAAGUUUGUGCCGUCCAUCACGGCGGCCGAUGUGGAACGCGGUCCUGCGGGAGUUCGGGCGCAGGCUUUGGACAUGUCAGGCAGCCUGAUUGAGGAUUUUGUGUUCGACAUGUACAAGGGGCAGGACGGGGCUGCUAUUGGAAGCAGGGUGCUGCACUGUAGGAACGCCCCUAGUCCAGGCGCCACCAGCUCGCUUGCUAUAGCUAGAAUGAUGGCUGAUAAGCUGGAAGACCAGUUUCAGCUGUAAAUUCGUCUAGCUGGCUUUAUUAACGUGUCGCCCGCGACUCAAAUUAAGAAAACUCAUUCACACACAUAAAAUAUCAAACUCCGGAAAUCGAAGUCCAAAAGUCGGUGAAAGUGUUUGGUUUAAAUGGUGUGCAAGCAAAGUUCCCUUAUCAGUUUGUAUAGGGGUUUUGCCUGUUGUCCGAUGCAUUUCAAAUGUAUUUGUUUGUCGAUUUGGAUUUAAGCCAAAGAAUAGAGCAUUUAUAAAUGUAUAGGUUUCAAUAAAACAAUCAAAAUGUUA
Dendroctonus ponderosae (mountain pine beetle) is the source of this 1828-nucleotide messenger RNA. RefSeq names its product L-2-hydroxyglutarate dehydrogenase, mitochondrial. The transcript is spliced from 8 exons. The coding region runs from base 191 to 1552 and encodes 453 amino acids. NCBI's taxonomy places the organism in Eukaryota, Metazoa, Arthropoda, Insecta, Coleoptera, Curculionidae. Gene Ontology annotation, molecular function: (S)-2-hydroxy-acid oxidase activity; (S)-2-hydroxyglutarate dehydrogenase activity. The record is from RefSeq and is a predicted model, not a curated record.